Messenger RNA from Gambusia affinis (western mosquitofish), 3945 nucleotides. It is a transcript of the gene shisa9a, whose product is annotated as shisa family member 9a. Bases 346 to 2001 code for a protein of 551 amino acids. The transcript is spliced from 4 exons. Gene Ontology annotation, cellular component: AMPA glutamate receptor complex; postsynaptic membrane; postsynaptic density. Gene Ontology annotation, biological process: regulation of short-term neuronal synaptic plasticity; regulation of AMPA receptor activity. NCBI's taxonomy places the organism in Eukaryota, Metazoa, Chordata, Actinopteri, Cyprinodontiformes, Poeciliidae. The record is from RefSeq and is a predicted model, not a curated record.
CUGGCCGUAGCUUGUGUCUCUGCCUACUCCGUGCGUAAGAGCGCACAGAUGGGAAUGUUAAGGGAUGCUCUCCUAAAAACGCGCAAUCGGAGCAGCUGAGAGCGGCGGUGGACGGACGUACAGCGGAGCAACUUCCCCAAACUCCACUUCAUCCCGCGGAGGUUUCAUUCCUGCUCUCUAUCCGCGCUGCUGUUUUCUCUCCUGUUUGGAUGAGGAUCUGCUGGUAAAAUGUCGGAAGGCGGCGCGGCGCCGCCGGACUUCUCCGCCCGCCAGCAUCGUGCGCCUUCCCGCGUCUCUCCCGGUUUGCUCGUUUCUGCGUGAAGUUGAAGGCGGGAAGCCAGCGCGAUGGGGGGCAGAUUCUUCCUGCUCGCCUUCCUGUUGCUCAAACUCACGGCUCUGGUGUGCAAGGCGGACGGGGAGCCGGGGCUGCUCGGCGGGUUCGUCAUGAUCGCCACGUCCAACGGGUCCCGGGAGGAGGACGGCGCGCCGGAGGAGGCGCCGCACACCGAGGAGCAGUGCCGGGGUUACUACGACGUGAUGGGCCAGUGGGACCCGCCGUUCGUCUGCGAGACGGGAGAUUACCUGUACUGCUGCGGCACCUGUGGCUUCCGCUUCUGCUGCUCCCUGAAACACACGCGGCUGGACCAGAGCACCUGCAAGAACUACGACACGCCGGAGUGGAUGAAGACCGGCCAGACGCCCUACAAGAAGAUGAACAAGAUGCACGACAGCACCAAAGACAAGACCAACCUGAUCGUCUACAUCAUCUGCGGCGUGGUGGCCAUCAUGGCUCUGGUCGGCAUCUUCACCAAGCUGGGGCUGGAGAAGGCGCACCGGCCGCAGAGGGAGAACAUGUCCAGGGCCGUAGCCAACGUGCUGCAGGGCAGGGGCCCAGGUGAGCCGUUCCGGGGGGAGGAGGCCCUCGGGAUUCACUCUCAGCACUUCAUCUCCAGACCGCCAGCCCUCCAAGGCGGCAAGCUGAACAACAAUGUGGCAGCGAGUUCCAGCGUCGGCCCGCAGCAGCCCUACCCGGCGCUCAGCCAGCUGGCUCAGGCCUACGAGCAGCAGCAGCAGCAGCAGCAGCAGCAGCAGCAGCAGCAGCAGCAGCAGCAGCAGCAGAACGCCGACCUGAACAAGUACGCCUCCCUGAAGGCCGUAGCUGCAAAGUACAACGGAGAAAUCUACAACAAGCGGCGGCUGAUGGUGGAGCUCCCGACGAAGGGCGGCCUUCCUCUCCAACCGAUGGGAAACUCUCGGAGCGCCAUGGGCAACCUGUCGAUGACGCCGCCGAUGGCCGCCAACACCAUGCUGUCAAACCCCCUCACCUCUAACCCCUUGAAUCCCUCUAUGACGCAGAUGGCUUCAAUGGCCAAAAUGGCUUCAAUGACAGCGAUGACAUCCAUGCCGCAGAUGACCUCGCUCUCCCCAAUGCCCUCCAUAACCCCCAUGACCUCUUUAGGUCAACUGACUCCAGAGCCUGUGGCCACCUACGUGAUGGAGAUGCCCAGCAUCUCGUCCGUUUCCACCUUGCCGUCGGAACGGCACAUUGCGGGCGGCAGCGGCGGACUCAAGCCCAACGGCCAAAAGCCCAAAGGCGGCCACGCGGCCCACAGCUCCUACAGCUCCCACACGCACAGCCACACCCACAGUAGCAAGGCGCCAGGACUCGGGGCUUCUUCCCUGGCGCACAUGGUGGGGACGAUGCCAAGCGGCAUGUCCAGGGCCGUGGGGACCGCCUUUGGCUCGAGCUCGGCCACCAUGGGCCGGCCGCUCGCCUACAGCUCCAACACCAUCGCUGGGCACGCGGCGGGCUUUGGCAUAAAGGCCUGGGAUGGGACGGAGACGGUGGGCAGGAGGAAGAGCUACGGGCACAAGAGGCCCCAGUGCACGGUGCUGGAGCCCAACCAGCUGCACGGCACCCGGGGCCAGAGCCACAGCCAGCACUUCCUGCCCACGCAGCCCUACUUUGUGACCAACAGCAAGACGGAGGUGACUGUGUGAGAGCAAGAGACGCGAAUAAUCUCUAGUUGGAGACGGCGCCUCCUGGGGAGCUCCGGAGGAGGCGGAGCUUCGUCAUCUGAGUGAACGUUGCCUUGAAGUCAGAGCCAACCAAUCAGAUCACACUUCAGACGUUGACGACAGACAGUACAUACCUGAGGCCAUGUUUGUACAUUUGUGCCGAUGUUCGAGUUGUCUCCUUCUCUGUGACGAUGUCCAACAUUAGAGAGUCAGAAACCAAACCUGAUAGCAAUAUCGCAGAUGAAGAGCGAUGUCAUGGUAACGGAGAAAAACAGAGUUUUUACCCAGAAGCCUUUAGGAGAGACUUCCUCAACAAAACACCAUUCGGUCUGGAGGAAGAAACGUUCGCUUAUGAUUCACAACCGUUUCUCCUGAGAGCUUUGAGGCAGAUGCACACAGAGGUGAUGAUGAUGAUGAUGAUGAUGAUGAUGAUGAUGAUGAUGAUGGUGAUGAUGGUGAUGAUGAUGAUGAUGAUGAUGGGCUUCAGAUUUGAGGUAGAUGCAGCAAAAACAGAAAAAUUCAAACGGUUUUUAAAUCUGAUUGGAUCCCAAAGAUUCAAUCAGAGAUUAAAUCCUCUUAAUCCCUGAGAUUCUUCAGUUUUAAUAAUCUGGCAGCUAUUUUAAUACAAUAACUAAACAACUAAACAGGAUGAAUGUUUUCAACUAUAAUGACCUAGUCAAAGUUUAUUUAUGGAGAAACUUUAAAAACAACCGAAGCUGUGGUUAAUGAAAACAGAAAACAGAACAAAAACGGACAAAAAGUAUAAAAUACAGAAUCUGUGCAGAAUAAAAGAACAGAAAUAAAAUGGAGUGAUGCUCAACCGGAGAAAAACUUCUGCUUUACUGAUCUACAGGCGUCAGGAAGAACCAGCAGGAGGAAAAACAUCAGAUAGGAUCUGCUGACUGGAGGUCAGAACAAUAACAGUUUAAUAUGGAAACAGACCAAUAAUUAACUUUCUAUUCCCCCUUCAGAGCGUCUGAUGCCCAGUUAAAUUAAGACAGAGUCUUAAAUAAUGAGAAUAAAGUUGUAACAUUAGCAGAAUAACGUUAAUAUUGUGAGAAGAAAAGUCGUUGGGGAAAAAAAACAAGUGAUGAAGAUCUGCAAUAAUUAUUGGUGCCAGAGAUCGUCUAACAACGGAGACUUUGACUCCUGAUGUCCUGAUGUCACGACCCGUUCAGGACGCAGACACUUUCUGUGAAACUCAUUCAAAACAACAUUUUUUGCAGAUUUUUUGAAAAGCUUAACUAAAACAUUUGUAAGAAGAGGCAUCGUUGAGUAGCUGAAAUAUAGGGGCGCCACGCUACCGGGGCGCCGCGCUACCGGGGGUUGUGGGACCAAAUGGCUAAAGAACGAGUUUAAAGCUUCUCAUCUGAAACUUUUUAAACCAGGGACCAAACAUAAAUUUAAACCUUUAAUUGUUCAAAGAUUCUUUUUCAGACGGCUGGGAUCAUUUUGUGCAAUUUAAUGUUCGCAAAAGCUAUAAAAUAUAUUUAAAGAAUUGUCCUAACCUUUCUAAAGCUCUUAUUUUUCUAUCAGAUCAUUUUCUGAACUCCAGUUUUACCAACAGAAAGAGAGAAAAACCAUCUGGAAGAAUCUAUGUGGGUUAAAUGACUCAAAUAUAAAAAUAAACCUGUGAGUGUGACAAAUAGGCCAAAUCGUUGAAGGGCUUCUUCAAGCCAGUUUGCAUGUUUCCAUGUGAGCUGGGCGGAUCCAGAUCCAGAUCCAGAUUCAGAUCCAGAUUCAGAUUCAGAUCCAGAUUCAGAUUCAGAUCCAGAUUCAGAUUCAGAUCCAGAUUCAGAUCCAGAUUCAGAUUCAGAUUCAGAUCCAGAUCCAGCUCUCCCAUCCGGAGCGUUUCCGUCUCCCUGGUUAAAGCAGAAGAAACGUUCAGGUGAGAAGGCAGAAGCUGCUGGAGCGGCAGGAAGCAAA